Molecule: messenger RNA, 515 nt
Organism: Aricia agestis (brown argus)
Lineage: Eukaryota; Metazoa; Arthropoda; Insecta; Lepidoptera; Lycaenidae
Product: larval cuticle protein 65Ag1-like
Exons: 4
Coding region: 26-454 (142 amino acids)
Cellular component (GO): chitin-based extracellular matrix
Molecular function (GO): structural constituent of chitin-based larval cuticle
Source: RefSeq, a predicted model, not a curated record
AGCCGAGUGAUAACCAACACACACUAUGAAAUUCUUCGUUGCCUUCCUAGCCCUCGCGGCUGUCGCUGCCGCUGACGUCAGCCACCUCGUCCAGAAGGAGUACCGUGGCCCCGAGGCCGACGCCUCCGUCAUCAGGAACGACCAGGACGUCUCCCACGACGGCUUCGCCUACGGAUUCGAGACCAGCAACGGCAUCGCCGCCCAGGCUAGCGGACAACUGAGGGGAGUCCCCGCUGAGGGUGAGGCUGUAGUCCAGGCCGGUCAAUCCCACUACGUCGCCCCCGACGGUCAGUCCAUCGACCUCACCUGGGUUGCUGACGAGAACGGUUUUCAGCCCCAGGGUGCCCAUCUGCCAACCCCCCCAGCUCCCCAGGCCAUCCCCGAAUACAUCCUCAGGUCUCUUGAGUUCAUCGCCGCCCACCCACCAAAACCCGAGAACGUCGCCCGCGCCUAAGCUAAUUUAGUCACCACUGCCAACAAAUACUCUCUAGUCUUAUAAAAUGGAGAAAUAAACA